AGGUGCUUUGCCCGCGUUGCCCAACACAGUGAGAAUUCGCUAAACGCCAAAGCUGAAGAUUGUUUUUUCUUUUAGAAAACUUGAUAGCCACCCAAAAUGUCUGACGAACCAAACACCGCCGUGUGGGACGACUCCCUGCUGGUAAAGACGUACGACGAGUCCGUGGGCUUGGCCCGCGAGGCACUGGCCCGCCGCUUGGCCGAUUCCACCAACAAACGUGAGGAGGAGAACGCAGCCGCUGACGAAGCUGGAGAGGAUUCGGCCACUGGCGGAGCCAUUAGUCCCGAACCACUGUCCGUCAAGGUGGGCGACUACGCCCGUGCCACCUACGUGGAUGGUCUGGACUACGAGGGCGCCGUGGUGUCUAUCAACGAGGACAAGGGCACCUGCGUUAUCCGCUACUUGGGCUACGAGAACGAGCAGGAGGUGCUGCUCCUGGAUCUGUUGCCUUCCUGGGGCAAGAGGGUGCGCCGCGAGCAGUUCCUUGUCGCCAAGAAGGAGGACGCGGAGCAGGCGAACCGCUCGAAGGCAUCCGCUGUCGCUGGCACAUCGGGCCAGACGAAGAAGUUAUCCGGAAAGGGCCGAAUCUCUGGAGGGUUGGUUAUGCCGCCCAUGCCACCCGUGCCGCCCAUGAUCGCCGGUCAGAGCGACGGCGGCGAGCAGGACUUCGUGGCCAUGCUCACGGCCUGGUACAUGUCCGGCUACUACACGGGUCUCUAUCAGGGAAAGAAGGAGGCCAAUACCAGCGCCAAGAAGAAGACACCCAAGAAGUAGUUACAUCCCUCAUCUCAUCUCCACAUCUUUCCUAAAGACUUGUAGCCAUUAAGCAAACAAAACGAUUAAAAAUUGUUAAGUUAA
Molecule: messenger RNA, 858 nt
Organism: Drosophila elegans
Lineage: Eukaryota; Metazoa; Arthropoda; Insecta; Diptera; Drosophilidae
Gene: Smn
Product: survival motor neuron protein
Exons: 1
Coding region: 97-774 (225 amino acids)
Biological process (GO): mRNA processing
Cellular component (GO): nucleus; cytoplasm
Molecular function (GO): RNA binding
Source: RefSeq, a predicted model, not a curated record